Messenger RNA from Botrytis sinoallii, 1509 nucleotides. RefSeq lists its product as uncharacterized. Bases 1 to 1509 code for a protein of 502 amino acids. The record is from RefSeq and is a predicted model, not a curated record. Lineage: Eukaryota; Fungi; Ascomycota; Leotiomycetes; Helotiales; Sclerotiniaceae. The transcript is spliced from 2 exons. Gene Ontology annotation, biological process: carbohydrate metabolic process.
AUGAGACAAUUCGUGAAGAAGAGCACUAGGAAAGUCAAAGAAAAGAUUAAGAGGCCUGAUCAAGACUCUACCACGCCUCAGGAACAGUCAACGAGCUCUGAACAAACUGGUGAAAUGACUACAGAGCAGCAACAGUCUACGAUCUCCGAGCAAGCUGAUGAAGUGACUACAGAGCAGCAACAGUCUCUGAUCCCUGAACAACCUGUCGGAAUGACUCUGGAAGAGCAGCUCCGAGAAUUACAUGUUCAUCAAAAUGUGGAACACGUUGACGAGCCUCGUGAUGAAGAUUUGGUGCGAUUUCAGGCACAAUUACCCCGUCCGGACCCGUUCAAACCGCCUAUUUCGUCAUUCUUCCGAAAUGAAUCAUACAUAUUUGAUGCAAAGAACUGCGAGACUGAAUCUGGAACUCUAGCUGAGGAGACCUUUCAAUACUUUUACUGUAGAGAAAAACACCAAUUCCAGGGCAAAGUAGAGCACGAAAGUACUCUGGGGAAAGAAAAUGAUUUCGCAUAUGUCUUAUGGCCUGUCUCUAUCAUGCUUCAUGCAGCUGCCGACUGUCUUUCGCAUUCGAGAAUAAAUCAAGUUGAAAAAGUACAGCAAGAAUACUGGAACAAGGACUACCAUGCAUUUCUCGAGUUUUUACUUCAAGCCAAGGACGUUCUGGAGUGUUUUAUUAUGCCAUUUGCGGAGAAAGAAUCAGGUGGCAUCGCAUGGCAUCUCUCAGACAAGACAGUUCGAGCUGCUUGCUCAAUUGGCCCAGCUGCUGUAUCGGCCUUGAGAAUAAGAGCUUUGCCGUCAACUCAUGUCAUUGAGACUCGCGAUAAAGCUGAAUCUUAUCUUAGGUUUGCCACAAUCUUAUUGACUUGGCUUCAGGAGAACUUGCAAGAUCCAAAAGAUAAACUCAUCUGGGAUCAAUUGAAAAUUAAAGAAGAUGGAUCCACGGAAAUCGAACGUACGAAAUGGUCAUAUAAUAGUGGAUUCGCCAUUCAUGGAUUUACACUAUUGUACGAAGCUACCAACGAUCUUAGAUAUCUGUCAACGGCAAUAGAAAUCGCGGAAGCAGCAAUGAAUCCCGAGGGCGCACUUUUCGAUCACUGUAAUCCAAAUCUAUCUCAAAGAAUGCUUUCAGACGGAUCCUUUUUCUUACAUCAUCUUGUGGAUGGAUAUCUUGCUCUUUCAAAGCAUGCACACACAAAGAAACUUAGAAAUGAAAUUGUUCGUAUCGCUAAAUGGGGAAAGGAGUUUAUGAGGGAUAGGGAGGAUUCGUUGUACUAUCGCGGUAGCCGCCCCUACACGAUUUCCCCUAAGCAUGCACGCCAGUUCUACAAGAAAUUUGGUGUCGGAAAAACUGGAGAACAAAAUAUGCAAGAAAGGGACAAAGAGGGAAAUCUGUGCAAGACUAUGAUUGGGUGCGCAAGCUGGGCAAGGAUAAUCCAUGCUGCGGAAAUCGUUGAAGCAAGCAUCGCUAAGGACUCUGAAGAUGAGAAAGUUAACGAGGGUAUGAGGUAG